AAAUAUGGGCCUCGAGAAUUAAGCUUAAAAGGAAGCGGUUCGCUCUCGAUUGUGAGAGAAUCAUCAGAGCAAGCAGUUUGCGAUUGACUAGCUCGGCCCAGGAGAUAGAUUUACUUGUCUGAUAGCCAUUGUCUUGUUUCAAUAUCCUCCUUCCUUUGUAUUCAUCUUAGGACCUGUCUAACUCUCGAACUACCCCGGGUGUUUGUUAAGAAGGAACAAUGGCUGACGGACUCAACCAAGCACGAGCAUUGCGUGUGGCCGAGAUCAUCAACGACUACCGCACUCUGCUCCUACACAUCUGCGAAGAGACCAUCCCGUCACCAAUAGAGGAGUACUUCGAAGAGGGCCAUGUCAUUAUGCGCGAGGGCCAUACAGCCGCACAGGCUUUGAUGGGGUCGAAUUACACACCCGCUGCUGUACCAAGCAAUGCCAGCAACGAGGAAGCAGAGAGGGCGGAAUUGCAGAGGGUAAUACUCGAUGGCAGCGCCCGCCGCUUCCAGGCACACCGGAUCUAUCUUCGUAUUGCGGCUGCGAAGCGAUGGGCUCUUCAUCGCGCAAAUAUCUUGCGCGGUCAACAACCAACGGCUCAACAUGCGGCGCAAUUGGCCACCGUGAGCAAUUCAUUUCGCCAGGAACUGGCACAAAUAACAGACCAAUACGUCGUUUCUGACCUCCGGACUGCCGACCUGCGGGCAGGUCACUGGCUUGACGAUGAUCCGUCUUUGGCUACGAUUUUGCGCUGGAUCCAGAUGCACCCUUCAUGAGAUGACUACUGCAUACGAUAAUACCCCCUCCCCUUUCCCUAUUGCUGUUUUGAUCGUUUCUAUGGCGGGGGCCGAAAAAAAGAAACGAGAACGAGAGAGCCACUAGAAUUUUUCGGGAUUAUUCUUUGAUUGUUUUGUUAUUUGCUUUUGUUGCCUCGGAGCGCCGGCC
Aspergillus ruber CBS 135680 is the source of this 933-nucleotide messenger RNA. RefSeq lists its product as uncharacterized. The coding region runs from base 219 to 764 and encodes 181 amino acids. The transcript has 4 exons. NCBI's taxonomy places the organism in Eukaryota, Fungi, Ascomycota, Eurotiomycetes, Eurotiales, Aspergillaceae. The record is from RefSeq and is a predicted model, not a curated record.